Molecule: messenger RNA, 1336 nt
Organism: Epinephelus moara (kelp grouper)
Lineage: Eukaryota; Metazoa; Chordata; Actinopteri; Perciformes; Serranidae
Product: putative ferric-chelate reductase 1
Exons: 7
Coding region: 118-864 (248 amino acids)
Biological process (GO): regulation of glutamate receptor signaling pathway
Source: RefSeq, a predicted model, not a curated record
CAGCGCUGACGUUUGUGGAUUUAAAUCAUUCCCGCAGGGAUCAUAUACACACAGAAGAGCAGAAACAGCCAAACAAGAACAUUCCUGCAGCUCAACACUUGACUUUUACAUCUCAGAAUGGAACGAGGAAUGAUCCUACUGGUCGCUGCACUGAUGAUUUAUGUGUCACCGGGUGUCCAAGGAACGGCUCAUUUGUCAUUCGUCAAUACUACGGUGAACAUCACUCGGCAUGGUUGUGGAGUCACCAAAUUGUGUGUGGAGACACCUAAUGACUGCGAUCCUGCUGGAAACACAAGCUGCCUGUUUGGGUCGGUGGUCUCCACCACCCCUGUGGCUCCCAACGGCGCUAACCUGUCCAUCCAACUCAGGGGAGACUCCAAUGGAUACGUUGCACUGGGACUCACUGUGAAUGCCUCAGAGGGUACCACCAUGCUUUUCAUCUGUGGUCAAAACAGCUCAGACAAUGGGACGUUUUUCUUCCGGACAAUGCAGAGGAACAACACUGACGAUAUGCUCACUGCCACAGAGAGGAGAGUGACAGAAAUCCGAGGCAUGGUGGAAGGAAGUGUAAUCAAGUGUGAGUUUGACGUCCCAGGUGUGAAUGCCUCCAACACCAGGACCAGCCAUGUAACCACCUUCUCUAUCCUCCUUGGCACUGGAAGUUUUGAUGGAAAUGUUGUCGGUCGCUUCAACGCCACCCUGAACAGCGGUCCCCUGAACCUCGCCAACCCAGCCAGCAACAUCCAAACCACACUGGCACCCACCACCAACACAACAAUGGGCAACAAUAGUGGAGCUGUCCAGCCUCAUGCUGUGCUGCUGUUGCUGAGUGUCCUCACACUGUCCGUCAUGCUGAGAGCCUGAAAGGAGGAAGCUGUGGCCGAGGAAUACAAUGAAGAAAUUAUCUGAGUGUCAAGCUAUGUAUAAAAUAUUUUUUACUGAACUUAUUUAGACAUGUUUAAGGUGUCUUUUGCACUAUGUUUGUACCUGAGAUGUAAUUUGGGCUGAAAUCCAGCUGAAAUACGAAGGAUAUUCAUGAGAUUUUAAUGACUUAAUUAUUUAAUUUACUGCAUCAGGGCUGUAGAAAACAUGUUGUAAUUACAGUUUUGCACUUGUGUAAACUUUUUCACCUGAGUUGUCCGUCUGGCUCCAGACUUUGGUCUGACGAGUUUGAGCUGUUUACCGGAGCAACUUGGCAGUAAACCUCAACUGACAGACUGACAAACUUUAAAGGAAACCCACCCUGAAACAAGAAUGUGUGGUUAUUUUAUUUUUAUUAUUUACAUGUGAAAUGUACUGUGACUGUGAAAUAUAAUAAAGUUAAAACCAUGGUUUA